Molecule: messenger RNA, 816 nt
Organism: Mesorhabditis spiculigera
Lineage: Eukaryota; Metazoa; Nematoda; Chromadorea; Rhabditida; Rhabditidae
Source: the annotation of a GenBank genome assembly
AUGAACGCCGCCACUCACCCUUCCACGGUGACCGCCCUGCCCUUGCCGCCCGCCAGCGGCGCAACCUCGGGCGGCGUAUCACCCCUGCUGAUGCUGUUGCCGUCGACCCUGUGGUUCCUGCUGCUGUUGUUGAUGCCGCUGGUGAUCAUUCUGGUCUUCAGCUUCGGCGACCGCAGUGCCGUAGGCGGCUACGCGGGUGGCUUCACCCUGGCCAACUACCUGAACCUCGGUUCACGGGCCGCGGCCUUCGGCAACACGCUGAUGCUGGCGCCACUGGGUACGCUGGUGUGCCUGGUGGCGGCCUAUCCGCUGGCGUACUUCCUGGCGGUCAAGGUCAGCAAGAACCGCUCGUUGCUGCUGACCCUGGUGAUCGUGCCGUUCUGGACCAGCUUCCUGAUCCGCACCUACGCCUGGAUCUUCCUCCUCAGCGGCAAGGGCAUCCCGGCCCUGCUGGCGAGCCUGGGCCUGGAAGAUGUGCGGCUGAUCAACACGCCCUGGGCGGUGCUGAUCGGGAUCGUCUACGGCUACCUGCCGCUGAUGGUGUUCCCGAUCUACGUCAGCCUGGAAAAACUCGACAAACGCCUGCUGGAAGCCUCGGCAGACCUGGGCGCCAGCGCCUUUGAAAGCUUUCGCCGGAUCACCCUGCCGCUGUCCGCGCCGGGAAUCAUCACCGGGGUAAUGCUGGUGUUCAUCCUGUUGAUGGGCGAGUUCCUGAUCCCGGCCAUCCUCGGCGGCGGCAAGGUGUUUUUGUCGGCAAUGCCCUGGUGGACCUGUUCCUGCAAUCGCGUAACUGGCCGUUCGGCAGUGCGCUCGCGA